AUGUCCAAAUCUACCUCCCCCCAAGAAGCUCUAGGCUCCGUAAACAAUGCUCCUGCUACUGCUCCUGCGAGUGGGGGUGGUUUUUGGUGCAGUUUCAUGCGCUGUCUGGGGUUCAACAAACGUUACAACCUCAUCUUAUGGAUAUUCUUCGGCGCCGUAAUGUUAGGAUUCGCUACCGCGAGGCUCGGAUUCCUGGAUUUGGGGCCGAACGGAAUGUUCUGUAGACAGGCUGGGCCCGGCGAAUGUUUUUGGCUAGGAGAUAAACUUUAUAAGAUCGGAAUGUACCUACAUCUAGCCUGUAUUCUACCAUGCAGCAUCAUCGCCGUAUUCCAAUUUCUGCCAAAAAUUCGACAUCAAGCUCUCAUCGUACACCGUAUCAACGGCUACCUCGUUCUCCUCCUCCUAAUCGGCGGUGUCACCGGCGCCCUAAUCAUCACCCGCCAUGCCUUUGGCGGUGAGGUUAGCACCCAGGUUGUCUCCGGGACCGUCUCUGUAGUCACGCUCGUGUCUGCGUUUCUCGCAUACUACAACAUCAAGAGACUCCAGAUCGACCAGCACCGCAAGUGGAUGCUGCGCACCAUGUUCUACAUGGGGAGCAUCAUCACCACGCGGCUUUUCAUGGGGAUCAGCCUACCGAUUAUCGGGGGUUCUCAGAAAUACGACACAGUGUGGGAUUGUGAUCAGCUGAUGUGGACAGCGAAGGCGGAGGAUGUGGCCGCGUUCUAUCCAGAGUGUCUGGGCAAUGAAACUAUGAGAGUUGUGGUGCCGGCGAGCUUUGAUAGGGCGGAAACUGUCGGAAGUAUACUGAGGUUGUCUUUUGGGGUCGGUUUUUGGCUGGCGUUCGUGGUACAUGCGUUUGGAGUUGAGAUUUAUAUCAGGUUGACAGCGGGCGAGUCGGAGAGGUUGAGACGUGUGUCGUAUGAGAAGCAGGUUGAGGCAGGAAUCUCGCCGGCUGGGAGCGCAGGGACUACAAGUGACCGGUUUGGAGAUGGGAGGAAGUGGACGCCGCUCGCUACAGCUGAUGGAGACUUUUGA
Molecule: messenger RNA, 1035 nt
Organism: Morchella importuna
Lineage: Eukaryota; Fungi; Ascomycota; Pezizomycetes; Pezizales; Morchellaceae
Exons: 6
Coding region: 1-1035 (344 amino acids)
Source: RefSeq, a predicted model, not a curated record